Molecule: messenger RNA, 859 nt
Organism: Calypte anna (Anna's hummingbird)
Lineage: Eukaryota; Metazoa; Chordata; Aves; Apodiformes; Trochilidae
Product: leukocyte elastase inhibitor-like
Exons: 2
Biological process (GO): negative regulation of endopeptidase activity
Molecular function (GO): serine-type endopeptidase inhibitor activity
Source: RefSeq, a predicted model, not a curated record
AUGCAUUUAAAGAAAUCAAGUAACACCUUGUCCGACUUUUCUUCAGAGACCAAGACUGCACCACUACAGAUGAUGAUUCCGAGAGAUACAUUUCUGAUACUUCAUGAAACAACCAUGAAAUGCAAAAUCAUUGAACUGCCAUAUGUAGAAAAUGACCUCAGCAUGUUCAUUGUCCUACCAGAUGACAUCAGUGAUAACACUACUGGUCUGGAGCUGGUUGAAAGAGAGAUGACUUAUGAGAAAUUGGCUGAAUGGACCGAAUCAGACAGCAUGAUGAAAGCUGAAGUGCAACUGUACCUGCCCAAGUGGAAGCUGGAGGAGAGUUAUGACCUGCAAUCCUCUUUGAGCAGCAUGGGGAUACAAAAUGCUUUUGACCCUGUUCAGGCUGAUUUCACUGGGAUGUCAGCUAAGUAGAAGCUUUUCAUCUCAAGAAUUAUUCACAAAGCUUUUGUGGAGGUCAAUGAAGAAGGUACUGAGGCAGCUGCUGCCACAGGUGUCCUGAUGCUGAGGUCAAAAGUACCAACAAUGACUUUUAAAGCUGACCACCCUUUCCUCUUCUUCAUCAAACACCACAGAUCACAAACCAUCCUCUUCUUUGGCAGGUUCUGCUCACCCUAGUCAGUGACUCCUUACCCUGCAGAGCAGGAGGCACUUGUCAGCCCAAAUGCAAACACCAAAACCUGAAACUCCUGCUGCAAUCCUUUCUCCAGCAGACCACGUAUCCCAAGGCCUGAAGCACAGCUCCUCCUAUGUCUCUCUCCCACCUCAGAGAUCCAGCCCCAGCAGCAGGGAGUGCACAAUGCCUUGCAGUCCUGAUUGCCAUUCACACCAGCCAGCCAGGAGGAUCUCUGUCCCCCAG